Amyelois transitella is the source of this 3975-nucleotide messenger RNA. It is a transcript of the gene oxt, whose product is annotated as xylosyltransferase oxt. The transcript has 4 exons. Gene Ontology annotation, cellular component: membrane. Gene Ontology annotation, biological process: heparan sulfate proteoglycan biosynthetic process; chondroitin sulfate proteoglycan biosynthetic process. Bases 189 to 2870 code for a protein of 893 amino acids. Gene Ontology annotation, molecular function: protein xylosyltransferase activity. The record is from RefSeq and is a predicted model, not a curated record. NCBI's taxonomy places the organism in Eukaryota, Metazoa, Arthropoda, Insecta, Lepidoptera, Pyralidae.
GAUUGUUUUUCAGAGUAAUGGUUAAAUUCUUUCUAUAUCUUUAUUACAAAGUUUGUGAUAUUCUUUUUGGCACUACCUAUAGUAUGUGCCUACUAGAUUGCUUUAUUUAUUUUUAUUUUAAAAAUGAAUUUAAAAUAAAAUAUAUUUUGCAUUAUUUAAAGAUGUAACAAUAAAGAAAUGAUUUUGAAAUGGCGUGUUCGUUUCGCAGAAUCUACUUUAAAUACGCUAAAUGUUUAUUGUUAAUAGUAUCUAUAGCGUUUUUCGUGCAAAUAUUUGUGGUAUUGAGUUUCUUUCCUUCAGUUAACGACGAUCUUAUAAUCAACAAGGCCGUUUCAUUAGAGAGACAAGCCAUAGAUGCGUUAUCUGCCAGAAAAGAAGACCGGAUAACUGAUGAUGAAGAUAUAAUUCAUAAAAACAAAAUCGGUGCUUUUCUUAGGAUCGAAGAGUUGGAUUUCAAACCAUUAUGUGAAAUAAAAAGCCGUGAAGCUAUAUCUGCAAUUCACCGUGCUAAAACUCAGAAAUGUAAAGAACAGAUAGUCAACACAACUUGUUUUAUUCAGGGUGGUAAAUUUUAUCCCAAAAAAUUACCCAAUUAUUGCAAGAGCAAAGUUAACACUUACAGUAAAUAUAUAGGAUGCUAUCAAGAUGAGAAAAAGUUAAGGCUGCUCUCCAGUUUUUAUGGAAAUUAUAUUAAUAUAAAUUCACCUCAGUUAUGUCUCGAUAUUUGUGUCCAGGCUGGCUUUCCAUUUGCAGGGGUUCAGUAUGGUUCGGAAUGCUUCUGUGGUGAAAACUCCCCUUCUGAAUCUGCGAUUGUUGCAGAAGAACUUUGUGACAUGAAAUGUCCUGGAGAAUCUUCCAAAUCUUGUGGUGGUUACUUUACAAUGAAUGUUUUUGAAACUGGUUUGGACAAAUUUAGUGCCCAGACACCUCAACCUGCUGGGGAAGCAGGGCCUGUGAGAAUUGUUUUUCUUUUAACUCUGAACGGACGUGCGCUACGACAAGUACAUCGGUUGAUAAAUGCUCUUUAUAGAAGCAAUCAUUAUUUUUACAUACAUGUUGAUAAAAGACAAGACUAUUUACACCGAAAAUUGUCUGUUUUGGAAAAGCGGUUCACAAAUAUAAAAUUAGCUACGAGUAGAUAUUCAUCCAUAUGGGGUGGUGCAUCCUUACUUCAGAUGCUCCUUUCGUCGAUGAGGGACCUUAUUGCAUUGAAAUGGCAAUGGGAUUAUGUCAUUAAUUUAAGCGAAAGUGAUUUUCCAAUUAAGUCCUUAGAUAGGUUAGAAAAUUUCUUGUCUGUAAAUAAAGGACUGAAUUUCGUAAAAUCACACGGACGAGAAGUUCAAAGAUUUAUCAAGAAACAAGGACUUGACAAAACAUUUAUAGAAUGUGACACUCAUAUGUGGCGCGUCGGCGAGAGAAAGUUGCCGCGUGGCAUAGUGAUAGACGGUGGCAGCGACUGGGUCGCAUUAUCGCCUCAGUUUGUUUCUUAUGUCACCGGAAAGCAAGACGAACUGCUGGAAGGAUUAGAGAUUGUUUUUAAACAUACUUUAUUACCAGCUGAGUCAUUCUUCCAUACAGUAUUAAGGAAUUCAAAAUUCUGUAAUACUUAUGUUGAUAACAAUUUACAUGUAACUAAUUGGAAAAGAAAGCUAGGAUGUAAGUGUCAAUAUAAACACGUUGUAGACUGGUGUGGAUGUUCACCAAAUGAUUUCAAAACAGAAGAUUGGCCAAGGAUACAAAACACGGAGGACAGACAAUUAUUUUUUGCAAGAAAAUUUGAGCCAAUAAUCAAUCAAGAAAUUAUAACUAGAGUAGAAAAAUACAUUGGUUUCAAUGACCACCAUUUGUUGAGAAACUUAGAAGCUUAUUGGCAAAGUAUAUAUCAUAUAGACGACCUAACGUCUAAUACAGAUGAUUUACUUCUUACGCACUCUGGAAGUGUUUUACGCCAAAAUAUAAAAAUUUUGUCUGAAAAAGGUUGCUCAGUAGAUGUUUUUGAUAUAAUAGAAAUAAGUUCAUAUAAUUAUGCUGAUGUGUAUAAAGGAAACCUUAUACUUCAUAAAGCAAGAAUUGAUAAAGGUUCAGAAGUUAUCCUCGAAACUUGGUACAAACCAAUAAAACACCUGGAGUUAAAUUUUGAAAAUCAUUAUGCAGAGAAUAUAAAAGUAUUUAAAGUAAGUUCAGAUUAUGACCAAAAGGAAAUGACAUUUAGAAAUUUAGCUAAUAUAUUAGGUCCACUGUCGGAGCCUAAUUUGCUGUAUCAAUUCUCGCCAAUUCUAGACAAAAAAAGCGAGAAUCUCACACUUAUGUGGUUGGACCCAACUGGACUAAUUGCAGAUCUAAAUAUAAUAAAUAUAAAUGAAAAUAAUUUAACAAAUUUUAUAAAACCAAACUUAAAAAUUCCACUUUUGCCAGGAAUUUGGAAAGUGGGUUUAUUUGAACAAUACGAAUUAAUAGUAUUAACGAAAUUUUUAAUAACUCCGUUGGAAUCUUUCUCUGGAAGAGACCUUACCCAUCAAGAAGCAAGUAUUAUCCAUAGUGGUUCUCAAAAUGCUUAUAAAGAUUUCUCUCAUGUUAAACCCAUGAAUUUUUUACCAAAUGAAGACGAAAGUAUAUUAUUACAAAAGAUAUCUCAAUCCAAUGUAAAGCGGGUGAACAAUGAUCUAAAAGAGUGGAUAGACAAUUUAUCUUCAGAAUUUUACAAUGUAUUAGGUUUAUGCGUUAAUUAUAAUAAUUUAAAGAAAACAAUAAAUUGUGGUAAUCAUAUUUUCGAAGAUUGCACAGGCACGGAGUGGAGUUCUUUAUCACCAGAUCCAAAAGGAUCAAUAGGACAUUUAAAUAAAAGAUCUAAUCGUUUAGACAGAAUAUGACGAAUCAUUGGUUUUAUCAGUGUUUUCUAAAUAUUGUUGGUUAUAAAAAACGUUUAUGUCAAUGGAUAUGGUUAUUCAUUAAUAAAACGAAUAAGAAUAGUCAUAGUCAGCAUAGAAAUCAGAAUAGUAUAAGAAAAUAGAACUGUGAUGUGAUUCUUUUAAUUAAAAGAAAUAGGUGUCAUGGUCUUGUACCGCACGCAGUUUUCUGCGUAUUUGUAACGCUGUCAAAUAGAGCACUGCCACUUCUCCAUGAAGAGAGAUGCAAUUAUGAAACCUCACGGCCCUGACUUGGAUAUUGUCACACAUUCUUCAGUACUAUUACUACCUUCUUACCAUUUCUAACGUCUAUUUCAGCUGUUAGGCUUAAUGAUAGAAUUGAAAUUCCAAUAGUGACAGGUUGCCAACCCAUCGCUUAAAAGAAGAAUCCCAAGUUUAUAAACCUAUCCCUUAGUCACAUAUUACGACAUCCAUGGAAAAGAGAUGGACCGGUCCUAUCCUUUUUUAUAUUGGGGCCGGGAACCACGUGGCACCCGGAACCAAAAACAAAAAUCUUAUUAUUUUGUUUUGUUAUAUCAUACAUACAUAUGGUCACGUCUAUAUCCCUUGUGGAGUAGACAGAGCAAACAGUCUUGAAAAGACUGAUAAGCCACGCUCAGCUUUUUGGCUUAAUGAUAGAAUUGAGCAGAUCAUCAUCAUCUCUUUUGGGUAUUGUUUCAAUGCUGCAGUUGAUUAUAAAAAUGCGAUUACGUGUUCUGAAAUGUUUCUAACUACAUAUGUUCAAAGUUUUAUGUGAUUAAAGUUCUUCAUAGUUACCUAUUCCAAAUUAUUUUCUAUUUUCAAUUAGAAUAAGCAAAUAGGUAUUGUUGGAGAAUUUUAAUUUGGUAGCACUGAACGCCAUAACUGGCUCCCUUAACAUAAUCCAGAGACCCAGAAUGAUGUAUCUUUCAUCUACCUAGUCAUUUUAAAAUUGAAACAUGGUAGGUUUAUGAAUGGUUCAUGUAUUCGAAAUAAAGCUAGUCUGUUAACACUUUGUUACUCAUUAUAAGCACAAUUUGGAAAUUGUAUUUUUUAUAUUUUAUUCCAUUACAAAUAUAAUAACUUAAAA